ACCAAACAAACAAAGAAAUUCUCACAGGCAAUCGACACGCUGAACAUCAAGGACAAGAUAAUCGAGUCACAGAGGAGUCUAAGCACCCAGAGCAAGAUAGGUAGCUAUGAUUUUCGGACCUUUUAUUCACGUUUAUAUUAAUUUUGUUGAUAAAAGUGACCGGAUUAAUCACUUAAGAAUAUUUAGGUUUAUCUUGAUCAUAUCUUAUAGUUUUACUACCACGGAAAAAUAAUUUUUAAACGCCAAUCGAAAGACUGUUUAAGGACGGACUACUAAGGAAUUCAUCAUUCCAAAUCAAUCAGCACUGAAUAUCGAUCCAAACAACACUCUCAUAGUUUCUUCUGCUAAUGUACGUGGCUUUAAAAGUCCUCUCUGAGAGGUGAAUACUCGGUUGAGAGAGUGGAAUUGUCGAAAGGCAGGGUUUAAAAUUGCCUCGGCAGAAAGCAAUCAGACUGUGACAAAUGAUAGCUAAUAGUUAACAUCUUGAGUGUACCUCCAUUUACGUAACCUACAAAUUCUACAAAGACUGAGCAACUUAGCCCCUGCGCUUUUCGCUAAAGGCUGGUUCGCAUCGCUAGUUUUACCAGCUGUAUUUCAAACUAAAGUAGUGUUUUAGUCCUUUUGUACACUUGUUUAUGCGAUCGUUGCUUCCGGCUUUCGCAACGUGUGUAACCUGUGGCGCAUCGUAAUUUCUGUGUUUGAUCUUAUUUUAGCAGGCCUGUUUCAGGUAGAUCUAAUGGAAUCCGUAAAUUGGACAUCCUGAUGACCGAGUCAAGAGUUGAAAAGAUGAAAACUAUAUCGUCGUUAUACGAGCAAGACAAGUUACAUGCAUGGGAUAAAAAUGAAUCGGAGAGCGAACUAGAACCGCAGCAGGAAAGUACGUUAAUCAAUCUUCGGAAAGAAUACUCUUGUAAGAAACCUUCUCAAUCCUAUGAAGACUGGCUUCAAAUGAAGCGAUCUCAAGAGAAAAACAGACCAUCAACUGCGCCAACACAGAAAAGCAGGCUUGGAAAGAGUAUUGAUCCAGAGUCGUUCAAGAAAUGGCUGAAUAGUAAGCGACACCAACGGACGCAGUCGAAUUCUGAAUCUUGUUAUUCUAAUAAAAAGACUUUCAUUAGUUGUGGAGGAUUGACGUUUGAACGCUGGCUUGAAACAAAGUUAUCAAACCGUCCCUUUAGUGCUGUAAAUCACGUCACCGAGUCCCCUGAUUCAACAUCAGGAGUGACUAACAAAGUUAGAAAACAAAAUGUUUCUGGAAAACCAUUCGGGGUUUGGCUAGCAGAAAAGAAAACAUUGGAGCAGUCUGUUCAUGGCGGAGAAUAUUACAACGAACAAGACAAAAACACUUCGAGAAGUGGCAAAACGUUUGAAGUGUGGUUAAAAGAAAAGCACAGUCAAAAGCAGAUUGAGCUGGUGCAAAAGAUAACUACAGAGAAAGAGGAACAAAGACUGGCGGAAAUAGAUAGGUUACAGAAGUGGCUGAAUCCACGUUACAAGACUUACGAGGACUGGCUGGCACUUAAGAACCAUCAAGCUAGGUUUGAACGCUUGCGAACCCAGAGCGAGCCACAAAAACAACAAGAAGACAUUUCCGAGGAGGAAAGACAAAAGGACGCCAAAGUUGUUUAUGACAUCUGGCAGACAAUGAAGGCACUUCAAGAGCUAAGCGACGAAGACAGGAAAUAUAAGGAAAUGAAAGCAAAGUGGGCUGCGAAGCAACGCGCAAAAGAACAACUGAGAAGGCUUAAUGUUAUAAAUAAGGCCAAGCAGUUUCAUUUGCGAUCUACAUCAGCACCGAAGAGUUGACGUUUGUUUCGAACUUGGUGGGUUGGGGCUAGGGGAGACUCCAUCUUGUUUUUUCGAUCCCACCCUGCCAGUAGUUCGGCAACCUCGUCCCCAGGGCGGUGGGGCGGGAAAGGCCGGGCAUCGGCUGGCCAUUACAUCAUUUUGAUUGGUUGAUUGAUUUAGGUAAUUCAUGUAAGAAAAUGGCCAAAUGAAAAUAAUUUAUGCAUUAUACCAAAGUCGAAAUGGCGGAAAGUAUGUCCACUCCAACGAAGAUUUCUUCAAGAAAUCCAGUUUGCAGGCUCUGAUGUGCUCUCAGGAAGUUCUCAGGAGAGUCGCUAUAUGCUUCGCUAUAUGCUUCGCUAUAUGCUUCGAAUAUUCAGCAAGGCCGGCUUAUCUAAAGAUCAGUAUUCAAAAGUUUAUAAAACCUGUGGUAUAACAAUUUCUGAGGACGACACGAGUUCAUCAGUGUUAUGUAGGAGCGGCGUUACAUUCGUAGACAAAAUGGACCUGUUUAUUCGCAGAGCUCAAUUUGUAAACAAUACGCCGUCUGAUCUAAACUCAGAAUAUUCUGUAAAGCGAUGCGUUCAACUUUCACCGUCUUCGCGUCAGCCGUCGAAGCGUCUAUCAAAGGAUAUGCCACCCGAAAGCUUCGAUGUGGAUGAGCCAUAAAUAAAAGAGGGCGGAAGGCCUACACGACUUUUACCUUACGCCAAAAUGCUGCUUGUGCCAAUAUUUUGUUUUUCAUCUUCUGGGUAGAUUAUGCUCUGGAAGGUUCUACAUUUUCACUGAGCAAAUGUGAUUUUCUUUCUUGCGCCCAUUAUUUCCAAGCGCCUGCUACGCAGUCUAGCCCCACCUCCAAAGCCAAGGAAAAGCGCCUUAGGGACGAGGUUGCUUUCUCGACCUACUCGAGAAAGACUCCGCUCAGAGUAAAUCGCGUCAAGCGCAGGUCGAACUACUGUACUGAACCACUUUUCUCGUCAAAGAGUAUUUACGAGUGUGAGCAUCCGUAUUAAGCGCACGGCUAUUAGGCCUGGGUUCGAAACUUUAGCCUUCCAACACGCGGCGAAUGCUCAUUAGAGAUCUUAUUCGAUUCGUGCAUCGAUCAAGAAGGAAACAAAACGAAGCUUCUGCUUGCAGGGUGUUUCGACCCCUUAUUUGCUUAAUGCAACGUAUCCGUAAUGCUGGUAUAAGUUUUAGUAUAUUUGAAAUGUACUCUAAUUCUUUAAUCCGAAAGUUUUUGCAUUG
Porites lobata is the source of this 3030-nucleotide messenger RNA. NCBI's taxonomy places the organism in Eukaryota, Metazoa, Cnidaria, Anthozoa, Scleractinia, Poritidae. The record is from the annotation of a GenBank genome assembly.